CUUUGCGGCCAACUAAAUAUACCAGUGCGGUGGAGAGGACCUAGGUAAGUUUUUUUUUUUUUUUCCUUAUUAUUAUUUUGCAAGAGUGCAAUGCAAAAAUGCGGACCCUGGAUGACAUCCUGGAGAGCGUCGGCGAGUUCGACCGGUUCCAAAAGCAGACCUUCUUGGUGCUGUGCUUGCUCUCGGCCGCCUUCACGCCGGUGUACGUGGGCAUCGUGUUCCUGGGCUUCAUCCCCGAGCACCGCUGCRUGAGCCCCGGCGCGGCCGAGCUGAGCCGCCGCUGCGGCUGGAGCCGCGACGAGGAGCUGCGCUACACGGUGCCCGAGUGGGGCCAGCGCGGCGACCCCUUCGCCAGGCGCUGCCGCCGCUACAAUGUCGACUGGAACGACACGGGCCUGGCCUGCAGCGACCCGCUGGCGGCGCCCCGCAACGCCGGCGYGCUGCCCCUCGCCGCCUGCACCCACGGCUGGCUCUACGACACGCAGGGGUCCUCCCUGGUCACRGAGUUUGACCUGGUGUGUGAGGAUUCUUGGAAGCUGGAUCUCUUUCAGUCGUGUGUGAACGCCGGGUUUUUUAUCGGCUCUGUAAACAUUGGCUAUGUAGCAGACAGGUUUGGUCGUAAGUUGUGCAUCUUAACUACCAUACUUGCAAAUACUAUUUGUGGCAUUCUUCUGGUCUUUGUGCCUACCUACCUGUGGAUAUUGAUCUUCCGUUUCCUGCAAGGACUGGUCAGCAAGGGCUGCUGGACUGCGGGCUAUAUCAUGGUCACAGAAGUUGUUGGUCCCAGAUACAGGAGAACAGUGGGGAUUCUCUAUCAGGCGGCCUUCUCAGUUGGACUCCUUCUGUUUGAUGCCAUUGCUUAUGCAAUUCCUCACUGGAGAUGGCUGCAGCUCACGGUUACCCUGCCAAGCUUCUUCUUCCUGCUCUACUACUGGUGCCUACCAGAGUCUCCUAGGUGGCUGAUAUCUCAAGGGAAAAAUGAGAAAGCCAUGAAAAUUAUUAGUGAUAUGGCCAAAAAAAAUCGGAAGAAGAUGCCUUCCCAUCUUGAGGAUAUUAAAUUUGAAGAGGAAGAUGGUGGAAGACAGACCCCUUCCCUCUUUGACCUUGUUAGGACACCACAGAUGAGGAAAAAUACUUUCAUUUUGAUGUACAACUGGUUCACCAGCUCCAUCCUCUACCAGGGCCUCAUCAUGCACAUGGGAAUAGCUGGUGGGAACAUGUAUCUGGAUUUUCUCUAUUCUGCUCUUGUCGAGUUCCCAGCUGCCUUCAUCAUCAUCGCCACCAUUGACCGCGUCGGGCGACGCUACCCAUGGGCUGCAUCAAAUCUGGUGGCUGGAGCUGCCUGCCUUGUCACUGCCCUGAUCCCAGAGGACCUACACUGGCUGAAAGUGAUCGCCGCUUGCAUUGGGCGGAUGGGAAUCACAAUGGCCUUUGAAAUGGUUUGCUUUGUGAACACUGAACUGUAUCCGACGUAUAUCAGGAACCUUGGCGUCAUGGUCUGCUCUGCCCUGUGUGACAUCGGUGGAGUCGUUGCCCCCUUCAUCGUCUACAGGCUGGUGGAGGUGUGGCAGGAGCUGCCCCUGAUAGUGUUCACUGUUCUUGGUUUAAUUGCGGGUGGAUUGGUUUUACUUCUGCCUGAAACUAAAGGAAGAGUUCUGCCUGAGACAGUUGAAGAUGUUGAAAACUUGCACAGGCAAGGAGCUUCAAAGGAGAAACAAAUCUAUCUCCAUGUCCAAACAUCAGAAGCAGCACAUGACUGAAGAAUGCAGGCCUCUUGCUGGGCAGUGUGCUUUAGAGCAGUAGUACUGAAACAGAUUUAAAUAAAUAUCCUCUCUUCUAUCUUCCUUUUUUGCCCAACUAUCCUGUAUUUACAAUGCUUAGAGUUUUCUGAUGAGGUUGUCCCUAUUCCUGCAUAUUUUUGAUUUUGUCUGCAUAUUAUAAUAUAAAUAUAUUUGG
This is a messenger RNA of Nothoprocta perdicaria, 1956 nucleotides long. RefSeq names its product solute carrier family 22 member 2 (gene SLC22A2). The transcript has 11 exons. The record is from RefSeq and is a predicted model, not a curated record. Bases 99 to 1760 code for a protein of 553 amino acids. Gene Ontology annotation, biological process: transmembrane transport. Gene Ontology annotation, cellular component: membrane. NCBI's taxonomy places the organism in Eukaryota, Metazoa, Chordata, Aves, Tinamiformes, Tinamidae.